AGGUAUGGAAAAGAUACGUGAAAUGUCUUCUCAUUGGGAUACUCAUAACAGCAGUAGUGUUUCUUUCAUAUUUCAUCUGGAGUGCAGUUUCACUAAAUAAAAGGUGACAAUCUAGGGAUGAAUGAAUUGGCAUCGUAAGUGAUGGCAACAAAGAAAAAGUUUUCUUUGUUGCCAUCACUUACGAUGCCAACAAUCGAAAAAAUCGCUUUGUAUAACCAAGCAACAAUUACACUUAUUUGUUACAGUAGUUUUGUAUAUGUCAAUGUAUAAUAAACAUGGGUCCAUGUGCAUUCAACGUUAUUAAUAAUGUACUUGUACUUUUGAUUAGGAAGAAGACGAUGGAUAAGGGGAAAAGCGAUCUCCAUAUGCAUUUUGGUGAGUUGACACGGGAAGAAACGGAAGCGUUUGAAAAUUUUAGAGAUUUGUUUUACUCUCCUGCACAUGUACAUCGGUUGUUCGUUAGACUCGCGAUUUCUUUUCGUGAUUCACUUUACUACAAAUAGCAUGAAUUCCGCCCUCCUUCGCGCAUUAAGGCCGAUUUCCAUUGCAGCCGCUUUGGCCGCGCGGGCGGAGUGGGCUUUGAAAAUCUGCUCACGCGGGCAUGACGAUCGUCAAAAACAAUGAACGCCUCGCCCGCGCUGGCAAGGCGGACGUUAAUGGAAAACGGCCGUUAGGCGCGAAGCCUCUGCACGAUUUGCGUCACAAAGUGAGACAAAGUGUAACAUCGAAACAAAAGGUGAUUUUUAAGCUAAAUAACAUACGCCUUUUUAAAAAUAAAAUCAUAAUUUAAUGCAUGAUUGAUUGAUUGACAUCAUUGACUAGUGCUUGCAUCUUUGUGGAUAGUCAAAAGUAAUAAGAUUUUUUAACAUUACACAAAGCAAAACAAUCAUAUAUUUUACUCACCGCUUGACUAAACAUUCUGUAUUUUAUAUCGAGAAAAACUUGAAUAUCUCUUGAACUCUUCGGAAUUCGCCACAAGUCAAAGAAGUAAAAUACUCCUUGUAUACAAGCGCUUUCGUGUAGAAAAUUUCGUUUGAAUACGGCCAGUAGAAAUAUUUAUUUUUAAUUUUUCAAAAUAUCGGGAGUAGUGUUACCCCCCACUCUGGGUACGGAAGUAAUUAGUAUGCAGAGCUUGUCGCCUCAUUAUGUAUUCAUUAUGUCUUACUCUUUCACGAUCUUCAUCCCAAAUUAUAUAUUCAUACAUAAAAAGCAUGAAUUAUGGCUACGUCACAUUAUGUAUUCAUUCCGAAUGCCGUCCGAAGGUGACGUCAUCCCGACCCGUCGCCGACUUUCCCCCAAGCAUGACCGAAGAUUAUUUUUUUAAUAUUCAUUGCCUCGAGUGUUAGACUUAAGAUCUAUUGUGCGGCCAAAAGUGCAGGGAUUUUCUCGUUCAACACAUUUGUAAUAAAUUUAAUAAUAACACAUUUUGUUGGCUUUUGCUAAUGUUUCUAUACAGUCGUCGUCUCUACAUUUAUGUGCUAUAUUAGAUACACGACAAUGAAUAUGACAAUAUGUUCGCAUGUAGGAAAGACAAUAUACAAACUCAACAACACACACACACAAUUAUAAAAGUUUGCCAGUUCAGUACAUUUAUCAUGUUCACAUGUUAUGUUCCACAUUUUUACUAUUUCUUGAACAUCAAACAGUUGUCGAUCCAGUUCAAACAAACAUCUGUCACACCUGGCGUCCUCAAAGUCUAUAGUACUUUCUCUUCUCGUAUAAUGAAGUGGUAGUUCUGUAGUUAUCGGGUCAAAUUCUUCACAUCGUUCACAUUUUCUGGCAUGGUAUUCCAUCGCUUUACCUUUUUUUGACACAUCAAAAAUUAUAUCUAGGUUAUCCAAACACUGUCGAUAAAAGACUGUGCUGGGAUCAAAUGUUUGGAAAAUUUUGUAGCGAAGCUAACAUGGGACGCUAAUUAAAAAGCGAUUACUUUUGUGAUAAAAAUGCUGACCUCAGCUUAAUGACUUUCUUGCUCAGGCUCGCCUUGCAUAUCAUUAUUAGUUCAGUAACGUUGGUAGGAGUGUGGGCCUAUACAGUUUUUAGCGAAAAAAGUCAUUAAAUGCAACAAUGCCGCAAUUAUUCAUUGCCUUUCAUAUAAAUACGAUGAUCACUAAACCUUGAACAAGUCUACAGAGAGAUCAAUGUUACAAACUUUGGUCGUGAUUAUUGCCUAUUUAAAUUAACUUUCGUAUGUUUACAAAAUGGUAGCGAGCCAGCGAGGAAUCUAUUUGUCACAACGAGCAAUGUUAAUAAAUAUAUCAAGCGAAGUAAGCACAUGCACGCAUUUCUAUGCGUUGUUAUGUUCGCUAUUUACAUACACCUGGCCUAAGGUCAUUAAACGAUCAUUAGCGAUAAGAUGCGCACAAUGUACAUCAUAAUAGGGAUAUUGAAGGAUAAUACCGGGCUAUUAUAAGCGUGGACACAGAGCGCGGACAUAAAAUAGGCAAAAGCACAUGAUUCCAUUUUUAGAACACAUUUAUUUAUUUCUUCAGAGGCGCCGGAAUAUCGAUAAUUGCGGGGGCAGAUAUUCAUAUAUUCAUGUUCACAGACUGUAAAAACAAUUGAUUUCAAAAGAAAUUAAUUGGGCAGAACACGAAUAUAUGAAUAUCUGCCCCCCCCCCCCAAUUAUCGAUAUUCCGGCGCCUCUGUAUUUCUUUAUGUACUACAAAGUUAAUAAUUCUUGUCUGUAUAAAUAUAUUAUCCACUUAAGAGUUUUGCCCCGUUUUUGUUUCUAACUUUAACCGCUCCUUUGAGCCAUCAUUCAUUUCUCUAUUGUCCACGUUCUUUGCAGAUUUUGUAUUUGAUUUUGUUCUCCAGUUCCUGGAGGAUUUUGGUUGACGGAUGGGUAUAUUCUUUAUCCCGCUUUUAUUCCACUUUGACUGCUUUUUACUGUUCCCAAUUAAUCUGUACAACUCUACUAAAACAUUUUCUAAGUCUAAAGCUGUUGGCUUAGCACGAAUAAGAUAAGGUUGUCUUUCUUGGGACGAAAGUUCAUUGACGUCUGCCAAAUGGUUUGCCAAUCUUUUUAAAGCUCGCUUGCCGCAGAUGGGACAAACUUUACACUUCCGAGGCAUAAUGUCAAAUGAUAAAUGUCAACUGAUUUCCUAACAUUAAAUAGUUGUGGCCCUAAAGGCCGAAGGUUUGCCGGGACUUGGGAGAGGGUUAGAGAAAUGGGUUAGGGGAAAAUAGCUACCACACAGGUCGUAUUUUAUUUUAUUUUAUUUUAUAAAUCAAACACAACCGACCAUUAAGAGUCAAUGUCACUAGGGGACCAUGUGUUUCCGAAAAGUAUUUUCAAAAGAAAUUUUCUCUUGUCAAUAGCGGCCUCUAACGCUUCCCUGCAUGUGGUCGAUAUUAUCAUCGUUGACAAAGACAUCCCUGGUUUCCAUAAUCGUUUUGUCUACUGGAUCCCUCUUUAGUUGUCUUAUCCAUAGUAGACGUUCCAGAUAAAUAUUCUGCAAAUAUUUACGACGUUUUGGUAGGGUAAGUAAGUAUGCCUUGUCUUUAGCUUCGUUUUCGUCAAAACCUUCUGCAGUGAAAUUCUGCGUUAGUACUUCGAAUUUCGAUAAACUUUGUUGGGCUGUUUCAGCUUUUAAAGGAGUCCAUGGAUCGCUUUCGUAUUCAUCACCUACUUCACUACUAGUAUCAUCUACAUUAUCAGAAUCACUUUCUGACGCAGAAUCAGUUUCCACUUCGUUGUCAGUGUUAUACGAAUUCUCAACAUCGCUCUCUGAUAUAGCACUAUCAGAGUCUGCAGCCGUUCUCAUUCUUUUCAUCUUUACACUGAAAUCUGUAGUAGGUUUCCAACAGUACUGUAUUUCCUUUGUAUAUUGUUAGGUUGAAACAACUCCAACCACAACCAACCGGCGAAUGAUCAAUUUUUUGAACAACAUUACAUUUUACGAAGUGGCCUUAAGGGACUUUUCUAUGGCCUUUGUGUAGCUCUGUAGAUGGAGACCUUGUCUAAAAAAAAUAACAGAUGUUUUCUCGCAAACUGGACAUAACACUUUUUUAUUUCGUAGAGCUAGUAAAUAAUCUCUUUGUGAGCUUGUUGCAGUUAGUAUUAUAAAGAGAUAUUUUCUCAGCCAUUUUGAUUUGAAUUUUUCGUUUGAUAAUUAUACGCCCCUCCCCCUGGUUUACCGCCAUAUUGGGUGUGGCAUCGUGUAGAGGCUUCGCGCCUCUGUAAUCAUAGCCAACUAAAGCCUCUGCGGAGGAGAAGUGGCGUGAUCUAAAUGAAACCAACAGACUUCUCUUCAAACAGUACUGGUCGGAGUACUGAUUUCGUACGAGGUUUUCUGCUAAACAUUUAUUUAUCACUUAUUUAGCAUACUAAAUAAUUUCGCAACAUUUUAUAGGAACGAAAACUAUACGACAGUGUCAAAAGUCUAGCCAAGACCCAAAUCUCAGAAAUACCUUUCCAGACUUGGAUUACGCCUUCCUUGGUUAUAAUAUCAUCAAAGGCUAUCCCAAUUCUAAUGGUCAUGAUCCUGGUUUCACUCAUCAAAUCUUCUCUGCUGAUUACAGUGACAAUCGACAGACGGGUGAUUGUCGCUACAGUGUUCCAAAAGGUUUGCUAGUUAUCCCGGAUGUAUCGUGUGUUACAUCGUUUACUUCAACGGUCAUACAAAAUACGUUUGAGUUACACAAGUCUCUUUCUGUGUCAGUCUCGGCUAGUGGCGGAUUUGGCGCUUUUAGUUUCUCUGCUAGUUCGAGUUACAAGCAAACUUCAUCUGAAGUUUCAUCGGGUGAAAAAGUGUACAUUACAUCUUCGGCAAAAUGUUCUUACUAUUUCAGUAAAAUUGAUUUAACCCAACCUCCACCAUUACAUCCGGGUUUUUACCGCUGGGCAAAAACACUAGAAAGAAACCAUUCAAAAGCUAACUUACUAAAAUUUGUAAAGUAUUAUGGGACACAUUUCCCAACAAGUGUGGUGUUUGGAGCGAGGUUUAUGAAACAACACAGUAUGAGUUCGCAAUCUUACAAAACAGCAUCCUCGAGAGAUAUCAGUGUUUCAGCGCAAGCGAGCUACUCCGGCUUGGUCAGCGUCAGUGGAGGAUUUAGUUUGGACAAAAGUGAAAGACAGGCAGCUUCACAAUUUUCCAAAGAAGUUGAAACAACGACAAUAACUGUUGGGGCAGCUCCGCCAAGCAAUGGAGAAGCCGCAUACUGGGCAUCGACAGUCAAAGAAAACCCCGUUCCAACAUCUUAUAAAAUUGAACCAAUCUUCAAUUUAUUUACUAAUGUGUUUAUGGAAGGCACAGGUAUAAAUUAUAAUUUAUUAAGAAAGAAAUUAGUUGGGAUUGAGAAGUUGUAUUGUCAACAACUAUUACAUGCCGGAACUGUUAAUUCUUGUGAGGAAUCAGUGUCCGUUGGUAUCACAAUUAACAACUUUUACCUUCUGAAUUCUAUCUCGACGUUUGCGGCCGCUACGGAGACAUCUUGUAUUUCCAGAUGUUUUGAAAAUCGUCAUUGUUUAUCUAUAGCUUAUAUAUCAAACUCCAACAAGUGCCAUUUCUACGGUGACGCAAACAAAAAGCAUGAAAUCUCGAAAGAAGCGAAUGCCAAGGCAAAGAUUAUAAUAUUUCCUACAAAGAUUAACGAUCAGAAAACAGAUUUUGUUGUGGAACAUCUUCGUGUUUCAACCAAAGCCCGCCCAACAAGUAACAAAACGGUUGAUGCGCAAUCAUGCAAGAAAGCUUGUCUACAAGAUACUUCUUGCGAUGUUUUUAAUUUCUGCAGCGACCAGACGUCCUGCAAGGGCGAAGUGAACAAUUGUAAAUUGUAUUCAUCGAAAGCAUCGGUAAAAUUUGAAAAGGCUGAACAGAAAUUUAAAAUGCUCACUUAUUUUAUUUCCCGACUUUAAAUUGCAUUAAUGGAACAUAAUUGGAACAUAAUUGAUCUGAACGUAUUAAAUGAAAUUGUUAUACAGUUAGUGUCAAAGUUCAAUUUUUCUGUUUGCCGAUUGGUCAAAACCGUAUCACGUGCUGGUCCACAAAACGUCGUGUUUGGCAACCGGUCCGCAAUGAAACAUUUAUUGACCGGUCAAUAAUGAAAUGGGUGCAAUACGCAUGCGUGUCAACCAUGAAGUUCCAAAGUUAAUUUUUUUAAACUUUUUACUAAACAUUUACGGCGUCCCAUUUGCCCAAGUUUUGGUUUCAAAUUAAGUUCGCUCCAAUAACCGGUGAAUUAUUCAUACUUUGAGUCUUUGACACUUAUAUACUAUAUAACAAAACACUUAUUUACUGAGACCUCGGGAAAGCAGUGUGUUUUGUGGCCCCUCGACCGCUGUUGUUGCCUCGGGCAACAACGGCGGUCUCGGGUCCACAAAACACACUGUUUCCCUCGGUCUCAGUAAAUAAGUGAUAACUAAUUAAUUGAUGUGUUAUCUUAGAACAAUUUACUAAAUAAUUCAAACUGUAUAAUUUAGAAUCAGUAUCACAUAUGCUGGGGCACUUGGUCAAAAAAACUUUAUAAACGUCGGUCCCCCUCGUCCCCUAUAUUCAAUGUUGUAUAUCAUUCUUCACGAAAUUUGAUGCAUUGCGGUUCGUGAAUUUGGAAAACAACAUCGGUAAAGGGGAGAGAAUAAUGUGCCGAAACAACUGAACUGUUCGAUGGAUUUACAAUCUAAAACUGCUACGUAUACUGGCCAGACUUUUCAGUAUUUGCUACCGCGGAACUGUACAAAAUUCCGCUUCCCCGGUUUAGUACAAAAUCCUUGGCAAAAGUGCAUGCAAAGUAUGAAUAAUAAUAAUAUUUAGUAUGAAUAUUGACGUUUUCGAUACUUUGCGACAAGGUUAGGUAUAAUAAUUCGAUUCCUAAAAAUGUACUCAAAUUUUACCAAACAAAUUUCAUAAUGUUUUCCGAAAUUGACGAGAUUUUGCCAAAAUUAAAAUAUUUCGCCAAAUUUGGUGAAAGUCACACCGGC
Paramuricea clavata is the source of this 6925-nucleotide messenger RNA. NCBI's taxonomy places the organism in Eukaryota, Metazoa, Cnidaria, Anthozoa, Malacalcyonacea, Plexauridae. The record is from the annotation of a GenBank genome assembly.